CAAACAAUAUCCGCCCAAACUGCAAACUGCGGUGAAGCGGCAAUUGAUCUGACCAAAUUGCAAAAGCCGUGGAAGGUGCCCGCACAAGCUUUAACCGAGGCUACCACGUGUGACUAUACCCUUACGGGUACCGCGGGGAAGAAGUAUCAACUGCAGAUUACCGAACUCAAAGUCGGAACAAGUGACACAUGCACCGAAGAUUUCGUUCAAGUUAGCUUUAACGGCAAAUUCGAUGGUGACACGUACAAGGUAUGCGGCACAAACGCUCCGCAACAGCCACUAGUUUCGACAUCACACGAGAUCAAGGUGAAGUUCAAAUCUUCAUUGGAUAAUGCAGCCACAAAUUCACUAACGGCCACAAUAACGGAAGUUCCGGAUCAGGGCUCACAAGACCCGAAGUGCGGCGAAGCGGCAGUUGAUCUGACCAAAUUGCAAAAGCCGUGGAAGGUGCCCGCACAAGCUUUAACCGAGGCUACCACGUAAGUGAUUCGUCGAAUCACUGUAUUCAACGAAUUUCUCCCCGGGUCAUCUCGAAAUGAUCGAAUUCAUCUGGUUGAACUCACUCAUCUUCAAAGUCAGAUUGUUGACAACUCCAAUGGAGCACAAUCAACCCCGAAGUUCUGCAUCCCGUUGGUGAUCGUGCAUCGAAAUUUGACCGUAAUGGUAAUUGGUGGAGUGGACAAUAGUUAUCGAUUCUCAAAGCAUAAUCAGGACGGCAAAAAUGCCACGGAGAACACUGUGUUGAAAGACAAUUGGUUUCAUCUUGUGGAAGCGGACAAUCGGCUGAUGCACUGA
Messenger RNA from Echinostoma caproni, 795 nucleotides. Lineage: Eukaryota; Metazoa; Platyhelminthes; Trematoda; Plagiorchiida; Echinostomatidae. The record is from the annotation of a GenBank genome assembly.